AUGGCAGAAGUUGGUCGCAAACGCGCGCUGGACGGCGACGGCCCUGUCGCGCCUCGCAAGAAGCUUCGACCCUCGGAGCUGCCGCUGUCGCAGGCGCAGCGAACGGCCAUCGACAACUUGGCGCAUACUUUCCGCAAAAAGGGCCACUAUGACAGCAUCCGCAAGGACCUGUUGGCGCAGUUCGAGGCCAGUCCUGCGAAAGCGGACCUUCUCGCCGCCCUAGAGGAACUCGUCGACCGCGAGACCGACCGCAAUCCCUCGUUGCUCUCAAAGGACCCCAGAGUCGCCGCCACACUGAUUGAAGGUGCCGGUGAGCGCAGCGAUAUCUACGGCAAAAUCACGCAGACCGUGAGCACACUGCUCGACAAGUUGAUCCAGGAGCAAGGCCUGCCGAAGAUGCGCGAACACCGCAUCCAGGAAGUUGGUGCUGAAGCUGCAGCCGAGGAGGAGAGGCGUGGGAAAAAGACAGAAGAACAAUGGCAAGCAGAGGCUGAUGCUCGCCGAGCUGCGAGAGAGUCAAAGCUGGAACAGGAACGUGAGAAGGAGCGCGAGCGAGAGCGGGCAGAGAAAGCGAAGAAGGAGGAGCGAAAGCGCCGCCAAAAAGAAGAAGAGGAAGCUCGUGAGAGGAAACGUCACGAAGAGAAGGAGGAGAGGCGCAAAGCGCGUGAAGCGCAGCAGAAAGAGGACGAAGACCGUCGACGAAAGAAGAGGGAACGUCUUGAGAAAGAGGAGGAGGAAGAGCGCCUGCGUCUUAAGAAGGAGAGGGAAGAACACGAAGCGACCCGUGAGGAGCGCCUCAGGAAAAUUCGAGAAGAAGACCGUGAGCGCGAGAAGCGAAUCGAGGCUGAAUAUGCCCAGAGCCGUUCGGGACGCAGUCGAGGUGGUCGCGCGCGCAGCAGGAGUCGCAGUCGAGAUCGGGAUCGAGGUCGAGACAAAGACAGAGGAGACCGUGAACGGGAUCGCGACCGAGAGAGACGCCGCAGCAGAAGUCGCAGCAGAUCACGCGAACCCACAAGAUCGGUCAAGCCUGAGGAUAUCAAAGUGGAUGAUGAUCUGGCGCUGCAAUUACUGCUACAAGAGAGUGAAGAAAUGAAGAAGGCACGACAACGACCUGCACUCGACAGAUCUGAGUCGCUCGAACCACCUCUCAAGAAAGCGCAGCCUCCACGAGCACUGGUCCCGCGAGAUCCAGUCGCUGCGAGACUUGCAAGGCUGGAGAGCAAACCGCAAUCUCCAGUCACCAAAUCUCCAAGCAAAGAGCCUCCAACACCGACGACGCCUGCGCCUGUGCCUGCAAGCAAGGACGAGGACACACCCAUGGAAGAUGCACCACCGCUCGAUGAGUCAGCAAAAUCAAGAUGGGAUCGACCUCCACCCAUGAAGCCCGAGAAGUCUCGAGGCCGCUCACGGUCACAUAGCAUAGCUCACAGCGCCAUAGCCAGGAAGCGUAGCAGGACUCGCUCGCGAUCGCGCGGUAGCCGCUACGACAGACGAGCUUCUAACGCUGAGGACGAUCACCGGUCUCGGCGCGACGACAGACGUUCACAGCGACCCCGUGAUGAUAGUAGAACACGAGAUCGAGAUGAUCGAGAGCACAGACGGCGCAGCCGGUCCAGAGACGCCCACGCCAGUCGCCGCAAGUCUCGAGUGUCACGCAGUCCUGAACGGCGCAGUGACCGCGAUCGCAAUCGGCGAGCCUCUCGAUCACGAUCUCGAGACACGCAACGAGCUCGCGAACGUUCUCCAGCUCGAAACCGUCGCCACCGUUCACGCUCAAGGAGUGCCGAGAUCAUUGACAGAUAUGUCCCUCGAGGUGGUGAGAAGCGUGAUGAAAGCAACGAACGCAAACGUGAGGAUAGCCGUGAUCGAAAGCGGAGCGAUAGUCGCGACCGCAAGCGCGACUCCCGCCGCCACGAUGAUAGCCGUGAUCAUCCACGCGGCUAUAGGUCUCGCGAGUACGACCGCUGGGAAGCGCGGGAUAGUGGCGCACGGGAGAACCGAGACUCGCGAAAUACUAGAGAUACCGCAGAGCGGGGGAGCCGAUUCCAAGACUCAGACCGCUACGUGCCUGGAGGAGCUGGCGCUGAUGAUAAAACUGCUGAACGUGAAACGAAGCGCGACCGCAAAGAGAAAGAGAAGAGUAGGAGCAGGAGCAGGAGCAGAGACAGGGAUAGGGAUCGAAAUCGAGACCGUGAUCGAGAGAGGGACAGGGACAGAGAUACGAGACGGCGUCGCAGCCGCUCAAGGAGUCGUGAGCGCGGAAACCGACGACGUCAGUAA
Messenger RNA from Boeremia exigua, 2280 nucleotides. Its product is annotated as complex proteins associated with Set1p component shg1-domain-containing protein. NCBI's taxonomy places the organism in Eukaryota, Fungi, Ascomycota, Dothideomycetes, Pleosporales, Didymellaceae. The transcript is spliced from 2 exons. The record is from RefSeq and is a predicted model, not a curated record. The coding region runs from base 1 to 2280 and encodes 759 amino acids.